This is a messenger RNA of Notolabrus celidotus (New Zealand spotty), 6774 nucleotides long. It is a transcript of the gene zc3h4, whose product is annotated as zinc finger CCCH-type containing 4. The record is from RefSeq and is a predicted model, not a curated record. NCBI's taxonomy places the organism in Eukaryota, Metazoa, Chordata, Actinopteri, Labriformes, Labridae. Gene Ontology annotation, molecular function: metal ion binding; RNA binding. Gene Ontology annotation, cellular component: nucleus. Gene Ontology annotation, biological process: negative regulation of DNA-templated transcription. Bases 238 to 4479 code for a protein of 1413 amino acids. The transcript is spliced from 14 exons.
AGACGGUCGGCCAUUUUAAGUUUAUCAGUCGUCAUUUCACAUCGCUACAGUAGGACGGAGAACGUCAGGAUUCAAUUUCAUCAUAUUUCUCUUACAACUUAAGUGGAGAAUUGCCUACUAUGAAUUGAAACUCUUCCUAAAAAUCCAACCAAGUAGAUUCUAGUGAAGUGACGCAUAAGCCAGUAGUUUCCAGUGUCGAGUUGUAAUUUUUUUGCACCUCAAUGUAGCUAGAGGAAAAUGGCUGUGGAAAGCAUGACUGUCCAUCCAAACUCCCCAACUACCAACCACGAACACAACAGUCUCCUGACUGACGAAAGGCCAGAGGAUGGAGAGCUGGAGGAGGGUGAGCUGGAGGAUGACGGGGGAGAAGUGGAGCAGGAAGAGGUCGGUGGAGGAGCGUCUGCAGCGGCGGCGGCAGCAGCAACAGCAGGAGGAGGAGGAGGAGGCGGCGGCGGAGAGGGGGGCGAUGAAGCAGUCGCAGGAGGUGAAGCAGAAGGCGAGGCGGGCGCAGAGAGGUCGCGGCGAAGUCGGGAAGGCCACGUGAGCAGCGAGUCGGAUGAAGAGAGAUCCCACCGUCGCAAGAGGAAGAGGAAGAAAGAGAGGGAGCGGGAAAGGGAGAAGAGGAGGGCCAAGAAGAAACGAAAGUCCAAACACAAACGUCAUGCGUCCUCUGACGAAGACCACUCAGACUUCAGCGAUGACUCUGACUACAGUCCCAGUGAGAAGAGGAAGUACAGAGACUACAGCCCGCAGUAUCCCCCAGCUUCUCAUGGAGGGGGUUACGGCGGCUCAAAGAAGGGCGGCUACAUGAAGAUGGAGAAGCAGAGCUAUGGAGGCUAUGAUGACUAUGAAGAGGAGAACUUUGAGGGAGAGGAGGAUGAAGAAAUGCCGGAGGAAGACUAUGACGACUUCACCAAGGAGCUCAACCAGUACCGCAAGGCCAAAGAAGGAGGAGGAGGCCGCGGGGGACGAGGUGGGUUCAUGGGGGGUCGAGGUCGCAUGAAGGGCCUGAGAGGUCGUGGAGGAAUGAGGGGAGGGAGGAGAGGAAGAGGUGGAAUCAGAGGCAGAGGAGGAGGAGGAGGAGGAGGAGGCCGAGGUGGAAAGAUGGGAGGAGACAACGACGAUGGAGACGGCUACGGAGAGGAGAUGGAGGAGAGGUAUGGGGAGGACGACUAUGACAACAUGGGAGACGAUGACUACGAUGACUACUCAAAGGAUCCCUUUCAGUACAAGAAGAAUAAAGACAGAGGCAGAGGAGGGAAAGGCGGCCGUGGGCGAGGUCGAGGUAAAGGAGGACGCGGCAUGCUUAGAGGAGGAAAAGGCCGAAACCGUGGGAGAGGAAGAGGAGACAUGGGGAAUGAUGAUGACAUGGGCGGAGACAUGGACAACGGGGUAAGGCUGAAAUCAGUCUGCGGGGUCCAGGAUGGAGGUGGAGGAAACGAUGGACCAGGACUUGGGAGGAGGAAUCAGAAUGAGAAGCACCAGGAUAAGAAAGGAAAGGCCAUCUGCAAGUACUACAUCGAGGGAAGAUGCACAUGGGGCGAUCACUGCAACUUCAGCCACGACAUCGAGCUCCCCAAGAAGAAGGAGCUCUGCAAAUUCUACAUCACUGGAUUCUGUGCCAGAGCAGACCACUGUCCGUACAUGCAUGGUGAAUUCCCCUGUAAGCUGUUUCACACCACCGGAAACUGUGUCAACGGUGAUGAAUGCAUGUUCUCCCAUGAUGCCCUCAAUGAUGACACCCAGGAGCUGCUCAACAAGAUGUUGGCAGAAGAUGCCGAGGCCGGAGCGGAGGAUGAGAAGGAGGUGGAGGAGCUGAAGAAACAGGGAAUCAACCCUCUCCCUAAACCCCCUCCCGGAGUCGGCCUUCUCCCGACUCCUCCUCGGCCUGUCCCUGUGGACUCCAACACAGGACCUGUGGACUUUGGAGGGCCUCCACCAGGUGACUUUGGGGGUCCCCCUGGACCUAACCAGGGGCCCAUUCCCAACAAAUGUCCCCCAGGACCAGGACCAGGACCUGGACUUGGACCUGGACCUGGUCCUGGGCCUAACCCUUGCACUGGACCUCCUGUCAUUGGUCCUGAUGGAAAUCCCUUUCAAGGAGGGCCCCCAAAUCCUGGUUGUCCUCCUCCUCCUCACAUGGGCCCCCCACCUCCCUGUGGCGGGGGUGGAGGUGGCGGAGGGAAGAAAAUCCCAUCAUUGUUUGAAAUCAAAGUUCAGCCGACGGGACAGCUGGCUCACAAACUGGCCGUCAGGGGCCAAACUCCCAGCAGCAAUCAGGGUCAGACUCCACCCCCUGGACCCCCUGGAGCCCCCGGUGCACCUCCCACCCACUUCCCUUCCCCUCCAGGCAUGAUGUCUCCAGAUAUGCAGAACAUGGGCCCGAACCUCGGGAUGAAUCCAGGGAUGCCCAACAUGGGCCCCGGUGGUCUCCCUAUGAUGGGAGGAUUUCCACCUGGUGAUGGAGCGCCUAUGCCCCCCGGUCCUCCUCCGGGUGGAGGAAACUUCUUCAAUAACUACUUCAACCAGCAGGAGGGGAUGAGCAUGGAGGGAGUGGUGCAAGAAGGUGAUAACUACCAGGGCUUUGAUGAGAGAGGAGGACCAGGGAAGUUUGGUAAUCAGUCAGGUGGACAAGAAGGCUCAGCAAAUGGAGCAUCAGCCAAUCAGGGAGGGAUCACUGUGCCUGACUUCCUGCCUCCAGCACAGCGCGUCCUGUUCAUGAGGAUCCAACAGAAGCAGCAGGAGGAAGAGGAGAGAGCUCGCAGGAUUGCUGAGGGAGGAGCAGAGAGGAGCAGAGACACUGAAGGUGACUCAGGGAACUGGUACUCCAGUGAGGAUGAGGACGGUGGUGGCAGUGUGACCUCCAUCUUAAAGACCCUCCGUCAGCAGACCCAGCCUUCUCUCAAACCUGACGGCCCCCCACUGGACCCCCGCCUCCAGAAAGCCCCUCCUGCCGGCGCUCCUCCUCGCCCUGCAGACCCUCGCGUAGCCCGGGACCCUCGUCUUGCACGUGGUGCAGAGCCUUCUGACUCCACCCACCCCAUGCUCGCUCCAUCUGCACCCGGACCUCCUGCAGACCCCAGGUUAGCCCGGCUUGCUGCUGCCUCAGCUGGAUCGUCCCAGUUGCCUCCUGUCUCUAAACCAGAGCCUCCUCUGGUCUAUAAGCCUCCACCGCUCACAGCACCACCUGCGGAGGAGGAGGAGACGGAGCGGGUCCUACGGGACAAGCCUGUGCCGAUCCCUCUGGACCCACUGAUGGGUAUGGCUCUGAGAGACCCCCGCUCACAGCUGCAGCAGUUCAGCCACAUCAAGAAGGACAUUAUCCUCCACAUGCCGGCCUUCAUCAAAACCGUGACUUGGUCCCCUGAAGAUCUCCUCCCAAUCCCAAUCCCAAAGCAGGACCUCCUCCCUCUCCCACCAGGCAUCCCUCCCGUCUCCAGCAUAGACUCCCGUCUGUCUCGCACUCAGCAGGCCCUUCACACUCCGCAGCCUCCCCCGGUUCAGCCUCCUCCCCCAAUGGACGCCCCCGCUCCCUCUUCUUCCUCCACAUCCCUCCCAGACUUUGAGCUUCUGUCUCGUAUCCUGAAGACUGUGAACUCCAGCCCGUCUCAGACCCCCUCCCCUCCUCUUUUACCACCCCCUGCUGCUCCUGGGUCACUGUUAGGCCCUCCUCCCCCAGUACCUCCUGCGCCUGUAGAGAAACCUGUUGACCCACGUAUGGCUCGUAAAAUAGCCUCAGACCCCCGUCUCCAGCCCCCGAAGUCGGCACUGAAGCAGCCGUCUGAACCCGCACCUCCUCCUGUCUCCUCUGUUGCUUCAGCAGCAGCACCCAGCUCCUCCCCUCCCACCAUCGCCCCCUAUGACCCGAGGCUGCUCUCCACAGGCGGGGCAGGGCGCGGUGUGGGCUCAGGGUCACCAGGGGGAGCUAGUGUGCUGAGCGGCAUUAGUCUGUAUGACCCAAGGACUAGCAAACCAGCCAGCCCUGGUACUAACAGCGGCUCCAACAACUCCCCCAACUCAGCCAGCACAGAGUCCAAACCCAGUGAUCCCCCAGCCAGUAAACCUAAGUCCAAGGAGCCCCUGUUUGUUCGGAAGUCUGCGUUGGACCAACCGGAGCCAGAGAAGAGUGUAGAGCAAGGGACCGACCGAUACAACAGUUACAACAGACCCAGGCCCAAACCUGCACCCUCGCCUAACUCCACGGCACAGGGAGGAGCUGCUGCAGCCGGAGGAGCUGCAGCUGGAGGCCAGGGUGCUCCUGGAGCUGCUGGUGAGCAGGGUCCCUCAGGGGUCCACAAUUUACCCGUGUCCUCUUUAUACAGUGUGGCGAAGCAGGCGGCGAAGCCCGGCGGGACGGGGAGCCCUUUUGGAGGAAACAGUCCGGUGCAGACGGACCAGACGAGCACAGAGCAGGAUAACGCCUCUCUGAAGGACGUUUUCAAAGGCUUCGACCCCACAGCCUCGCCCUUCUGCCAGUGACCCCCCCCAAACACACACGCUCUGAUCUCUGAACACUGAAGCGCUGGGCGGUCGGCCGUGGUUUUGUUUUAACAUUAUUGAACACUGAGCGGAUCAGUGGAAGGAGGACGAAGAAGCGCACUGAGGCAGCUGCCUGAUGGACUGAUUAAGGAGACAAACCUUUGUGAACAAACUCGAGCUGAUUAACUUGUUUCAUUAACAAACACUCACACACACUCACUCCCUCUCUGACGCAGUGUUCAGAUUCAGAAUCUAUAUAAAGACUGGGGUUAUGGGGAGGGGGCAAAGUAAAUUCUAAAGCUCUAUUUUAAACAGACUUAUUGAUGUAUGAUUAAAUGUUUUCUCUUCAUCUCAUCGCUUCAUGAAAACAGUUAUCCAGACAGCAGAAACAUUUACUAAGAAUCAACGUUUUAGCUCCACGUCUUUUUCAUUUCUAACCUUUCCUCCGUUCCUCUGCUCUCUUUUCUUUUUUUCACACUCUAUCCUCACCCUCUUUAAACCGUUUGAUGUGCUCCUGUCUGUGUUCGGACGGUCAAAGGUGAGAAUGAUUUCAGCAGUGGAUGAAAUGCUGUGACAGACCUGACUUCCUCCUGACAGGGUUUUUCUUAUUUGUGGUGUUUUUGUGGUUUAAUGAAAAGCACUGCGACGCACAGUCGCUCUUUAAGACACAAAUCACAUCUCCAUCACUGCCUUUGCUUUCUCUGUCCUCUUCCCCUCGUGUGUGUUAGCUCAGCACAAAGCAUUUGUUUUAUGAUUAUGACUCAUGAUGUCACACUUUCUGCAGAGACGAUUGCAUAAACUCAAAUCUAUAUUCUGUUUUUUUAAGUAUUUAUUUUCUGUUUCCCCUGAGGGCUGAGUUCAUGAUUUUAACGUGCGUGGCUCCUCCAGCUGUUCACCUCCAUCAAUUUGUUUUUAUUUAACUUUUACCCCAAACAUGUUACCUUUCAGUCGUGCCUCUUUAACCGUCACACCGGCUGAGUCCAUGUCACAUGAACAUUUGUUUUAUCUGCAUGUAAAGUCAGACGUGACAGCUUUAAUUUGCCUGACAGCACACAGAGUUUAUUUGAUGAUGGUUAGUCAUGAAUUUGGUCGAGAACAUUCAUAAGUUGAGUUUAUUUUCUUGCUGAUAUCAAAUGUUACAAGUUAACACUUUCCCCCCCCCUUUUUUUAUCUUCAUCAAAACAACACAUGUUCGUUUACAGAGCCAGAGAACACCAGCUCACCUGCUCGUAGAAAAAUCAUCUGAAACAGUUAUUAAAGGAAGCUCACAGGAACAGAUGUGCAGCCUCGUUCAUGAGCUUUCAGCUUUAACAGCUGGUGACAGUGAGACAAUCUUCAGCUAGACUUGGACCUAAAACCCUCUUAAUGCAUGACUCUUGCAUUGAUCUGUGCAGGUGCUCCCUCUGCUGUCAGCCUGAGCUCAAUGUUCAGAGGACCAUGGGACUGAAAUAUCAGAUUUUAACUUGUGUUAAAAACAGACUGAACACGGUUUCCUCUCUCAGGCUGCAGAAAGAAACGCACACUUCAUGGUGGUGAUUAUUUCUUUGGUUGUGUUUAAAUGUUAAACUCUUCCCCCCGGCUCAUCCCAUCCAAGCGUAACAGCUGGAUCACAACCUCUGGAUCACAGUCGCUCACCUUUGACCUCCAGGUGUGCGUGUGAACGUCUCUCACCGGGAGCUUGUAAAAGUUUCAGCUGUCUUUGUAUAAAUGUUGAUCAUUUUAAUUUAUUUUUUUUAUACUGGGGUAAAUAAUACUUCCUCACUUGACAUUUUUGAACUGAAUCAUUUUAUAUACCAGAAAUAUGUGAUAACCGCUCACCUGGGUGGGAUAUAGGCAGCCUGCAGCAGUGUGAAGGGAGGAGAGAGAGAAAGAAAGAGAGAGAGAGACUAUUUUUUUAUUUAGUUUUGUGUACAAAGAUUCAAACUAAUGACAGAUUCACAGCAGCUCCUUCCUGACACGCCGUGACGCAGCCUGUCGAGAAGCCGAGUGUCGGCGACAUCGAGUGUGAAAUGAUUUCGGAUCGGUUCUUUCCUUUACGGCUUCGUUGUUUUAUAGUUUUUUUUCUUGCUCUGUAAAUUGACCAGUAUCCUGUCUUUGGAGGAGUUUUCUAACUGUUCACUGUAGGUGAGGUUGUCAAAGUAUUUAAAUAAAGUUGAUACAACAUCAACCACUAAAACACACACAUCUGUCCUCCCCUCUCUUCUGUCACUUCAUAUGAGACUAACUUUAUUUAAUCCACACUGUAAAAAGAUGUUAUGGUUUGAUUUCAUAAAAAAUAAAUAUAUUAGACACAGA